AUGAAGAGAAUUUGGAUUUGUAUAUUUAUUUUAAUUCUGGAAAUUGUUGACGUGUCUUGUGCUGUUAAACGUGAUGAUAGUUUGAAGACGAGAGUAUGCGAACAAACAUCAAGUUUUGAUUUAUGCAUUUCCAUAAUAGAUUCAGAUCCUAAUGCCACCACAGCUGAUAUUAAGGGUCUAGCCCUUAUAAUGGUAACUGCUGUUCCACCAUAUGUUCAAAACGCAUUGUCUUUAACUAAUUCUGUUAUUAAAACGACCACAGACGCAACUUUGAAGAAAAAAUUGUUUGUUUGUGCUAAGUCAUUUGUUCCAUUACUGAAUUCUGUUCUGCCACAAGCUGCUCAAGCUGUGAACCAAAAGAGAUUUAAGAAUGCAAGUGACUCCAUUUUUUAUGCUGAUAAGGUUAUUGAAGAUUGUAACAGUCAAUUCUUCACCCCAACUCAGUCACCCAUUAUUGAAAAGACUAGCCUUGCACAUGGUGUCUUGAAUGUUGCUGAAGACAUACUCAAACAAAUAUUAACUUCCUGA
Messenger RNA from Cicer arietinum (chickpea), 528 nucleotides. Its product is annotated as cell wall / vacuolar inhibitor of fructosidase 1-like. Gene Ontology annotation, molecular function: enzyme inhibitor activity. NCBI's taxonomy places the organism in Eukaryota, Viridiplantae, Streptophyta, Magnoliopsida, Fabales, Fabaceae. Gene Ontology annotation, biological process: negative regulation of catalytic activity. The record is from RefSeq and is a predicted model, not a curated record.